UCCGGCUUGAGGAUUCCGCUGCCACGACCACUGCCGCCGCUCAUUCACCCAAGUGUACCUCCUACGUGCCUGGGCAAGCCACUUCUAGCCUACCUACAUCCGGUCUACACAGUCUUAUCAGCUCAGCUCAGCUCCACGCGUUCACAUGGCCAAGCCUAAAAGCAAACAACGUGACCUGACUAACAUGCCUGGAGGUCCGGAAUAGCAAAUCAUCGCACAAUGCCGCCUCCUCGUACUCGUCAAACCCGCCAGAGCUGCGACCGGUGCCACGCCCACAAACUGCGUUGUCCAAAACAGCCUGGCAACGCCAUUUGCAGCCGUUGCUCCAAAGCCGGAGCCGCAUGCGUGUACAGCCCCGUGGGCACGCUACCCGCCUACCAGGACCUGGCUGCAGGACUGGGUGAUGAUGCCCUGCCCCUUUCAAACGGUGCGACGGACUUGGACUGGGGCAACUUUUCUUUCGAUGACAUCCUGGGCUUCUCGUCUGUUCAGCCUUGCGAUGUAGCAUCAUCUCGGCUUGGUCAAGCACCACUGAUCCAAGUCCCGGCUGACCCUCGAUCUCAAUGCUUUGAAGAGCUCACUGCCAUCACGGCCACUCUAGAUAGAGCCACAAGGGGCCUUCCCCCCAUUGACAAAUUCCACGUCUCUGGCCCCGAUUCCAAGAAGCACUGCCUUGAGAUAUCCCAACAGUACAGUCACAAAGAGGCUCUCGAACUCCUACUCGCCGAGACUCAGAAGCUCGUCGAUGUAUACCCUAAAGCUAUACAAUUCGCUCUGGAACAGCGCCCAAGCCCGGACUGCAGUGUGCCAAACUGCAUACACACCUACAACUCCAUUACCGGUCUCCAAGACGAGCCCUUUGCAAACUCGGCGCAGCUGAUAUCAAAGAUCGACUUUCCGCUACUAAACCUCCUUCUCUGCUGCCAUUACCGAUGUGCCGAUGUCAUGGAACUCGUCCUCUGUCACGUCCAGCUGUGUCUCAGAUUCCUCGCCGCGGCCAUGCAGCAGGAUGUCCAGCCUCACGAGUUUGACGUUCCAGAGCUCAAAAUUGGCUCAUUCACCCCGUCACGGCGAUCAUCGCCUUCCAUCAUCAUGGCGAUUCUGAUCGAUCUCCAGUCCUCCCUGGCCAGUUGUGUCCCGCGACUCAGCUCUGCGCUGAACGAGAGGGAAGGGGACUGUGGCAAGGAAGGCCGCAUACUUUUGCUUCAAUGCGAGCUACUUGCAGAGAGAGCAAAUUCCAUUGUAGACCGACUGAAGAAGCUGAGAGAUACUCUCAGCAAUGCAGGGCUUCUUGCGUAGAGUCUAUCGCGGCCAAGCGGGCAUUAGUGUGUCCAACGACGUAAAGGUUUCACAUUGGCCGCUUCUUAUUGAAACCAAACAUUAACACCAA
Molecule: messenger RNA, 1390 nt
Organism: Colletotrichum scovillei
Lineage: Eukaryota; Fungi; Ascomycota; Sordariomycetes; Glomerellales; Glomerellaceae
Exons: 1
Coding region: 220-1299 (359 amino acids)
Biological process (GO): regulation of DNA-templated transcription
Molecular function (GO): zinc ion binding; DNA-binding transcription factor activity, RNA polymerase II-specific
Source: RefSeq, a predicted model, not a curated record